UAGAUCUGUGGUCAGAUUGUUCAAAAUAGCGUCGGAGAUUUUUUUUAGUUUCUCGAAUAAUUUUAAGGACGUGAUUAAAGGAUAUGUAAAAAAAUAGUUUUAACUAUUGCAUUGCAAUGUAGUCGAGUGUUUUCGAUAUUUUAAUAAUAGACAAGGAUAAGUGGCAAUUUUGUAGGUCGGCUAAACGAUUGUAGGUCGUGUAGGUGUUCGAUCGGUAUGUGGCAUAAGCAGGCAGUGUUAUGAAUGAGGAGGCUCUGUUGGCACGGGCUUCCGAAGAGCGGGAGCGUAUCUUCCAAAGAUACGAGAGAGGACGAGACAACCUUGCUGGUCAAAUAGAUCCCUGGGAAGACCCCGAAUUUGAAGAUUACCAUAAAACGGAUAGAUAUGGCUUCAUUCAUGAUGAGCGACUCACACAAAAAACAGCACCACAAAAAGUUAACGUGGAAGUUGAAAGGGAGAAGAAAUGGGUCAAGAUGCUGGGAUCUUGGGAAUCGACUGCUACUAAGGAAAAGUUGCAUAGGAGAAUAUACAAAGGCAUUCCAAACUCUUUAAGAAUAAAAAUAUGGUGCAAGCUUUUAAAUGUAAAUACCAUAAAGUCAGAAAAUCCUGGAAAAUACCAGGAAAUGCUAAAACUUGCAAAGCAGUGGUCGACUGAUGUGAGACAGAUAGAUUCAGAUGUAAACAGACAAUUCAGGGAACACCAGUUCUACAGAGAACGAUAUUCAGAGAAGCAGUGCUCAUUGUUCAAUGUUUUGUGUGCUUAUAGUAUGUAUAACUCUGAAGUGGGUUACUGUCAGGGUAUGUCAGGUUUAGCUGGAGUAUUGCUCAUGUAUAUGGAUGAGGAAGAUGCAUUUUGGGCCCUUGCCAUACUUUUGUCUGAUAAGAAAUAUGCCAUGCAUGGAUUAUAUGUCGAGGGAUUUCCAAAGUUAACAAGAUUUUUAGAACAUCAUGAUAAAAUUCUGACUAAGUUUAUGCCAAAGUUGAAGCAACACUUCGAUAAGUUUGGCCUUGAUGCUAUACUUUACUCUCUGAAAUGGUUCUUUGUUUGCUUUGUGGAACGAGUACCCUUCAGUCUAUGUUUAAGAGUGUGGGAUAUAUAUCUUCUCGAUGGAGAACGAGUGAUUACUGCCAUGGCCUAUACUAUUCUUAAACUUCAUAAAAAAGCUAUUAUGAAGUUAAAUGAUAUGGAUCUUAUUGUUAAUUUUAUCCAGGUAAAAUUGCAUAAAGAUUUUGGUUUUGAAGACGAUGUUGUUAUUUAUCAUUUGGAGCGGUCAAUGGAAGAAUUAAAACGAGCUAAGCUUGAUUAUCCGGGUCCGCCUCCGUCCUCUGAACUGCCUCAGCGCCAACUCGGCACGUUCAUAGAGCCAGAUAAAAAGUCGAAAAUCGGUCAAAGAGCUGAAAAUUUUUCUGAAACUGAAAAACAAGCCAGAGCUACAGUAAUUUUAAGGCGUGAAAAAGCGGCCCUAGAUUUGCAGGAACUGCGAGUGUCACAAAGCGACACAGUUUCAGAUCACAGUGGGGUCGCGAGCGGUGUUCGCUGCGAGGACUCGACGUCCGCGCUCGGGUCUCGUCGUUCGCUAGCGGACACCAGUGUCACGAGCACGGCCGACCUGAGCGUGUUCUCGAGCGGACGCUCCCACGCGCCCGACAACUCGCUCGACACUCACAGCAACAUCAGCGACGACGGCACUGGGUCAGAUGGAUCUGGCAUAUGCGGCAUGAGUAUACAGAGGGCGCCAUCGACGGCCCAUUCGACCCCUCGGGCGACGCCUUACCCCCCGUCCGUGUCUCCUCAGUCCGAAGACGUAGUUCGAAUACACGUGACGUACAACCCCCUGGCCGCCAGUCCCUCACACUUACAACCAGUCAGCCCCAAGUACAAGCCCUACGACGAGCACAAGCCGAUGACUCUCGGUUUCUAUACUAACGGGGCAGCGAACCUACCGUCCGAUAACCGAAUCAGGAUACAGGUGUCGUCCGAUGAGCUGUUGACGCCCGUCGUCGACUCCGGCCGCAUCAUAACGCAACGUUACAUUGAAUCUCAGGGGAUCUACGAUAUUAAUUGAAAUGUCAACCGAUACUCUAUUGUUUAUGGUCUUUGUUUACCUCGUUCAGCUGUCAAAGUGAUACGUUUCUCGAAUUUACGUAGCGAUAGUUCAGUGUAAAAGAUUUAAAUUAUU
Melitaea cinxia (Glanville fritillary) is the source of this 2180-nucleotide messenger RNA. It is a transcript of the gene RN-tre, whose product is annotated as USP6 N-terminal-like protein. The transcript has 6 exons. The record is from RefSeq and is a predicted model, not a curated record. The coding region runs from base 240 to 2066 and encodes 608 amino acids. Lineage: Eukaryota; Metazoa; Arthropoda; Insecta; Lepidoptera; Nymphalidae.